AUGUUUGGACGACCGGCCGGUGGCUUGAGCAUCAACACUGGUGCCGCUAAUGCAGGCACCGGUACUGCUACGACUUCCGCACCUGGCGGAGGACUCUUUGGAAGCUCGACGGUGACGACACAGCCUGCUACCGGUGGUCUUUUCGGCGGCACUUCGACGGCAGGAGGAGGACUCUUUGGCAACAAGCCUUCAACACCACAACAACCAGCGACCGGCGGCCUCUUUGGCUCGGCACCCGCACAGCAACCGCAGCAACAACAAAGUGGCGGGGGCCUCUUCGGAGGGGCCCAGACUCAGCAGCAGCAGCAGCAGCCUGCACAGCAAACCGGAGGAUUAUUCGGAGGGGCUGCGACCCAGCAACAACAGCCUCAGCAGCAGCAAAGUGGAGGGCUUUUUGGUGCAACCCCCGCGAAGCCGGCGACGGGCGGUCUCUUUGGUGGGAGCACAGCGCAACCUCAGCAGCAACAGCAACAGUCGACAGGAGGAGGUCUCUUUGGCGGCGGCAACACACAGCAACCCCAGCAGAACCAAGGCACGGGCGGUGGUCUCUUCGGACAGAGCCAGGCUCAGAACCAGCCGAAGCCCGGUGGUCUGUUCGGCCAAUCUCAGCCCGCAGGUAGCUCUGCUCCCGGCUUAACUAUGGGUCAGUCGACGACUCAGCAAAGCGUUCCUGGCGUACGGGUAGACAUGUCAAAUAUCAAGGGCACAACGCGGUUCAAUGACCUCGAACAAUCCAUCCAGGCCGAAAUGGAGAACUGCGAUCUCAUGAUCCAGCGCUUCAUGGCACACGCAUCCGAGAUCCGAGGCUUCAUGGCUGCUCACGGCGGCGAUCUCGCACAACUUACCAACGACGUCAACUGGCUCCAGCGCAAGUAUGAGGGCGUCAAGACGACGUUGGACGAGGAUAUCGUCACUCUUGGACACCUCAAGGACCUGGUCAAGUCUGACGCGGACAUUGCCAAGAUGGCAUUCGCCGGCGCCGACCAGCUCAAGCUCCCCGCACACUACCACCAGACUUGGCUCACACGCGGCGGAUCGGGCGGCAACACGACCAAUGGCAACCAGGACCGCAACCUCGAGGACGUGCUCACUCUCUUCUCCAACGAGGCCGAUCGCCUGAAGGAGCUCAGCCAGUUCCAGGUUCAGAAGAUCAAGGAGAUGGAGCAGCACAUGCCUGGCGUCGAGCACGGCCUCUACGAGCGUGUGCGAUCGUUGCGAGACCAGACACAGGUGCCGGCCUUUAACAUGGUCCUCGACCUGCUGGAGACGAUCAAGAUGAUGGGUGACAAGAUUUACGAGGCGGCGGGUAGCAUCGUUGAUGUACGAGAGAAGCUCACUCAGCUCCAGCGCCAAUACCCCACGAAAUGA
Molecule: messenger RNA, 1368 nt
Organism: Colletotrichum phormii
Lineage: Eukaryota; Fungi; Ascomycota; Sordariomycetes; Glomerellales; Glomerellaceae
Product: nucleoporin FG repeat region-domain-containing protein
Exons: 3
Coding region: 1-1368 (455 amino acids)
Biological process (GO): nucleocytoplasmic transport
Cellular component (GO): nuclear pore
Molecular function (GO): structural constituent of nuclear pore
Source: RefSeq, a predicted model, not a curated record